GCCCUCUCCUUAUACAGACUUUUGGCAAUUUACACAAUUUCUCAACUGCAUGUGAGUGAAGAAAUAUAGAAAAGGUCUAUAAUAGAACACCUGUAAAAAUCCAGGUGUGUAGUCACAUGUUGGAAAGAGGAUAUUUUUAGGACACACUUCAGAGGCUUUUUGUCUGAAGCUAUUUCUCCCUUUGGGACAAAAGCGCAUGUGGUUUUGUGUAUGCCCUAGCCAUCAAGCAUGAAGUGGAAUUUGUUUAAGAAGAAGCCUGAGGCCAUGGUGGGCCCACAGCCCACCGGUGCCAGCGCCAUGACCAUGGCUCCCCUGCUGUCCACAACAGCAGAGAAUGCCACAGAGUCUGGAGAGCAUGUCAGCAAAAAUGACAUGUUUGGUGACAUCAAGAACAAGUUCCUCAAUGAAAUUGACAAGCUCCCACUGCCUCCCUGGGCAAUUAUUGCUAUCUCCAUUGUUGCAGUAGUGCUCAUCCUCACUUGCUGUUUCUGCAUUGUGAAGAAGACCUGCCUUAAGAAGAAGAAGGGGAAGAAAGGAAAAAAGGGGAAGGGAGACAUGGGAAUGAAGAAUAUGAAAGGAGGAGAGAAACAGGAUGAUGAUGAUGAUGAAGAUGACAUUGAGACAGGGAUGACCGGCGAUGAGAAAGAGGAGGAGGAACCCAAAGAGAAGGAGAAGCUUGGCAAAUUGCAGUUCUCGUUGGAUUACGACUUCGCUGACAACAAGCUGACAGUAGGUAUUCUACAAGCUGCAGAUCUUCUGUCCAUGGACAGUGGGGGUACCUCUGACCCUUACGUCAAGGUAUUCAUUCUCCCUGAUAAGAAGAAAAAGUUUGAUACCAAAGUGCACAAGAAGACUCUGAAUCCUGUCUUCAAUGAAACAUUCAGUUUUAAGAUUCCCUUCCAAGAGAUGGGUGGAAAGACAUUGGUCAUGUCUGUUUAUGACUUUGACCGAUUUUCUAAACAUGACGUGAUUGGUGAGGUGAAGAUCCCCAUGAAUACACUGGAUCUAGCACAACCCAUUGAGCAGUGGAGGGACCUAGACAGUGCUGAGAAAGAGGAGCCUGAACGACUUGGUGAUAUUUGCGUCUCUCUGCGCUAUGUGCCCACUGCUGGAAAACUUACCAUCUGUAUCCUGGAGGCUAAAAACCUAAAGAAGAUGGAUGUGGGAGGCCUGUCAGAUCCUUAUGUGAAGAUCCACUUACUGCAAAACGGCAAGCGGCUGAAGAAGAAGAAGACCACAGUGAAGAAGAACACACUAAAUCCUUACUACAAUGAGUCCUUCAGUUUUGAGAUCCCACAGGACCAGAUGCAGAAAAUCCAAGCCGUGAUCACAGUGCUGGACUAUGACAAGAUUGGCAAAAACGAUGCCAUCGGUAAAAUCUGGGUGGGCAGCAAAGCGCAGGGAACAGCGCUCAGGCACUGGUCAGACAUGAUCGCCAACCCACGACGGCCGAUCGCCCAGUGGCAUCCUCUCAGGCCCGAAGAGGAAGUGGACGCUGAGCUAGCAGGCCUCACUGCCAAGAAGUAAAUCUUACAUUUACCCACGCACACUGCCACCUUUCCACUUUCUCUCUCCUCCCCUUUCACCCACUCAGUAUGUUUUGCAUAUUUUCCAUCCAUCCAACCAGCACUGCAUGAUACAUGAGAUCAGACAAAAAAAUAGAAAAAGAUGGUAAAAGCAGGUUUCCAUUUCAACUGUUAAUCCUUUUUAAAAAUGAGAUGUGAUAUAAAAUCAAGAUAAAUAAAAUACAUGUGAAGAUAAGACAUGCUAAACAUCAGAAAUGAAAUGCAAGGAGGUAUAAAACUAUUAUCAUUGUCUUCUUAGAGACUUAGCUUAUAGAUCCCAAUGUCCUAUAAUGAACCUUAUUUUAUAAGAUCAAGUAUCAAUACGAGGAUCACAAAGAUACCCAAUCUUCCACUUCCAUCAUAUUAUCACAGUCUUCUUUAGUAAUAAGAAUAAAACAAAAUACAUAUCUUUUUUUUAAUUCUACAUGUUGUGUCUGGGAGGAUGGUUUGUUAUGAAAUUUGAAUCAAUUUUAAGGGGGUUAGUGUUUGGACUGGAUGCCUCCAACUGAAAAGAAGUCUGUUGGGUGUCAACAUUACUGCCUGCAAUCUAUCACCUCAACAAGUGUGCUCCAUGAGUUCCUAGAGUGCUGGACCUUUCCACAGUCUCAUAACAAGUCCUGUAUCUGUCUUUCUAACAAAAAGGAUACAAGCCUUUGAACAUCAUAAAAUAAGCAAUUCUUGACUGCCAGGGACGCCUUCCUAUUAAAUCCAUCCUUUGGUUUUCGUACAUUAAACACAUUUGUUCUGCUUGAGCACUUUAAAUGGAAAACAUUUUGCUUUUUCAUUUACUGUUCAAUGACUCAAGAAUGCUCUUACUUCUUGACUCCUUUUUUUCCAGAAUUGUGAUGAGUACACUGUUUUUUAUGCUAUAAAAAGUGCUUAUUAUAUUCUUAUUGAUCAGAUUAGUUUGUUUCAUUAAUGCAUGCGAUAGUGCUCAUUGUCUGGUUUUAUUAAUUAUUAUUUAUAGCAUUGUAAUAUUUUGGACCCAGUUAGCAUAAUUCAGUGUGAAUGUGUUUCCUCAUUUUAUGCAUUAUUUUGUUCUAUAACCAUCAUUUGUUAUGGUUUGAAAUGAAAUGAAAGGGUCUGAAAGUGGGUACUGUUAUAUGUGUAUUUUAUACACAGCUUACCAAACUGCUAAAACUAUUUGCACUACUGGAUAUAGCUAUAUUCUGUGGGUCUUGGUUGUGUAUAUCAAUCUGUCGACUUAUGUGGUGGUGCAUCUUUUAUUCAAGUCAUCUGGUUUUGCGGAUUUUAUGUUUUUAAAAACUGAGAAUAUGUAUUAUUGGAAUGCUGGACUAAUUAUUAUGAGACUAUGGAUCUCUCUCACUGAAUAGAAGCAUUUCAAAAGCUAAAUAAAUGUGACUAUUCUUCGGGCACCUAAAACACACCAUACUGCCUACUUUACAUGUGUGGUAUGGACUAACUUCAUGGCAACUUUUUAAAACACCAACUGGGAAUUUAAACUAUAACUACAAGCUAUAAUAUGGAAAAUGUUUUAAUGUAAUGCUUUUAGGUCUAAAACCUCUAAACCAGAUAUUAUUUAGAGACCCAUCAUUAGAUUCUGAAUUAGCAGGUUUCAGACUAGGAAUUUUUGAAGUUUUUGUAUACUUGAAACACUGUAAGCCAACCUUCACGAAAUUAACAAAAAAGCUCUUUUGCUGAGCUAUACUCUAUUGCAAUAAUAUUGUUAGACUCUGAAAUAGCAGGUAUUUACAUUGACACAUUUACAGUGCAGUCUGAGUGCAGUUUAUGUCUCCUUGGGAGUCUGAAUGUUUUUGUUAACGUAUUUAUUCAUUUGUUCUUCCACUAUGACCCAUAUGGCAACCAAUAUUUCCAUUCCUUAUUUAAUUUGUCAAUAAUAUGUGUCCCUUCAGAUUUACCAUUCUUAGUUCUGAAAAUACCAAUGAAAUGCAGCAAACACCCCUCACCCCCCAACCAUUGGUGUGUAGUUUUGCCUAUAUAUGCAUAGUUCCUACUUAAUGAUAUUGCAUGUUUCAAUAAAAAGAUGAGCAUGUUUCAGAGACAAAGCAAAAAUAUAUUGUGUAUGUAAGUAGGUGUUAUUUGUCAUUUUAAUAACAAAAAGGGAAGGGAAAAGAUGCUCUGUAUAUUUUCUAACUGAAGUAAAUAUGUAUUUUCCAUGAGUGGGUAUUGAGAGAAUGUGAACUGUACUAAACUAGUCUUCAUAUUCACAAUGUGCCCAUCCCUAGCUAUCAUAAGCAAAUGUUCAGUGCUUUGCGUAAACUAUUAGAGGAUGAAAAUGUAGCCGCAUGCUUGACGUCUACUUGCAACAUUUUUAACAGAUAAACUGUAUUUAUCAAAUAACAAGUUCAUUUUCACUUUGCAGAGUAAUAUUUGGUCUUGUUUUUUAAAUGUGUUUGUGGAAGUAAAAGCUUCCAUGGGGGCUCCAAGUCCAAUUCAUAUGAUUUUACCAUCACUUCGGAACAUUCAAGUGUAGUGUGGGGGUCUGGAUGAUAAAAUAUUUGAUGUUCUGAUUAGGACAGACUCCUAAGCGUUUUUUUUUUCCACGAUCGGUGCCAAUAAAAGAAGUCACGUGUACUGCCAUUUUAUCUGACUUUGUCAUUUUAACGUGAUUUUUUUGGACCAAACUGAACAAGUUUUCAACAUGGCAAAAAGCUUGCCUUAGCACAAUAGUAUCAUUGCGUUUUGGGAAAAAACUUGGGGUCCCCUUCUUUCAGUUUAUAUUAAUUAAAUGUCUUAUUUCACAAUAAUGCUAUAGCCACAUUUUACUUCAUUACAGCAUUUAACUAGCCAGUAACUCUGUGUGUGUGUGUGUGUGUGUGUGUGUGUGUGUGUGUGUAUGUGUGUGUGUGUGAGUGUGUGUGGGUGUGAAUAAAAUAAAGCCAUAAGACUUGAGCACUAAUUCUUUGGAGCUCAGCUAUGUAGAUUAAAUUCUUAAAGUAAUUUUAAUGUCUCCUUCACGUAGGCCUAUGUAUCUCCUCAACAUUCCAUUGAGUCUGUGAAGCUAUGGGGGAACACUGUUACCUGAAAAUGUGCUAUUUUUAGUGGCAACAGUAGUUUAACCUGCAAUAGCCAGUCUCUCUUACUGAUGUGUAUAUUCUUUUGUUUUUAGGAACAUUUUUAUGUAUUAGAAUGUUUCAAUCAAAUUAUUCAGUUUGUUUGUUUUUAUGGUUUGUUUAUUUGUAACUGCCUUGAUUUGACACAAAGUCUGCUGUGAAAGUAUGAGAAUGAUUGCAAACAAUGUACAUCUGUGUACUGCACAAUAAGUAAGCAAUUACUUUACAAAUCAUAUAUGUUCAAAAACACAUAACUGGUGUGCAAUUUAGUUCUUGUUUAUGAUAAGCAUGCAUCAUUUGUGAGUAGAGGCUGUUCAUGAGGACUGUUUCAACAUACCAAUGUUUAUCGUUUUGAAAUGAAAUAACCAGUAUGGGCACUUUUACUUUUUACUUUUUGGGGAACCAGUUAGGGAAUUAUUCAUUAUGCAUAUUCUUCCCAGGUACCUUCAACUGGCAUAUCAGACGUUUGCCUGGUGUAUGUAUGCAUCAACAAUAAUGCAUAGGCCCUUUAACUUAAACUUUUAAUUUUCCUUUUUUUUUUUUUUUUGGUAAACUGAGCACUGCCAUCUGCCUAUAUGGCUGCAUGCACAAUGCACAAUGAUUAGGAACAUUCCUAGAUGUCACUCACUGAGAGGUGGUACUCCAAACUUGUACAAACAAAAAUAUUUGAGAGCAAUAGUAAGGAACAGAAAAAAAUGUUUGAGUUUUUGUUUUUAUUUUUCUUUUAACAAUGUGAAAAACAUCAGGGCACAUGAGGGGUAUUUAUAAUUUACUCUCAGCUCUUUGUUCAGCUUGCUUUUGCUUUGUUGUCCUCUGUAGAUCUUGUUUUGUCUUAAAGAAAAAUGAGAGACUCCUCCAUAACAGAGAUGUUUUAGCCCUUCUUACAUUGUCUUGUUACCAAAUGGAAGCAAAUUUCUUGCAUGACCAGACAUGAAAUGUCAACAGUUCAACAGAGGUUACUGUGUAAGGUUUUUAUUUUGAAUGUGAAAGGAAGAAAACAACUGUCAAUCGGUCAAUCUCCCUUAUAACACUUUUCAUCAUCUGCCUUUACUGUAGAUCCGUUAUCAAAAUGAAAACUCCCUCUUGGUUUUCUUUAUUCUCUCUCUCUAUGGUGUUCUGCUCCUUGAAUCAGGAGGCUGCGAAGUUAUGUCCUCAGGCUAUGUUUGUUCUCGUCUCAGUGUUUUGUGUGUGUGUGUUCAUGUCCGUAACAUUGUGCCUAGUGUGGACCAGUCGCAUGCUUUAGCCCUUGAUAAGACACUUUGCAAAGAAAAAAAAGAAAAUAUAUUGCUCACAGACUUUCCCACGACCCUCUAGCAGACAGUACAAGAACAUAAUUGAUCCUUGUAAAGACCUCACGGGAACCAAAUAUCUCGAUACAGAUUUAUCAUAUGUGUUAGCAGCUCUGUACAAGGUAAAAAAAAA
Messenger RNA from Pygocentrus nattereri (red-bellied piranha), 6022 nucleotides. It is a transcript of the gene syt2a, whose product is annotated as synaptotagmin IIa. Lineage: Eukaryota; Metazoa; Chordata; Actinopteri; Characiformes; Serrasalmidae. The record is from RefSeq and is a predicted model, not a curated record. The transcript is spliced from 9 exons. The coding region runs from base 229 to 1527 and encodes 432 amino acids. Gene Ontology annotation, biological process: synaptic vesicle endocytosis; regulation of dopamine secretion; regulation of calcium ion-dependent exocytosis. Gene Ontology annotation, cellular component: synaptic vesicle membrane; dense core granule; axon. Gene Ontology annotation, molecular function: calcium ion binding; clathrin binding; calcium-dependent phospholipid binding.